CAAACAUCACUUGUAGAAAGCUGUAAAGGUUGACGUAUAAAUUAUCGCUAAUCUUUUGAUAGAGACAGUGUGAUUUUUUUUUAUGGGGGGUUUGAAUUUCCUUGAUCGAUGGGGAGCAUCGGCGUCUCGACCGAGGAUGAUGAGUUGGAGCAGUUGAGCGAGCGCUUCGACGGUUACAGCUUGAGUGCCGACGUCAGCGAGUCCGAAAGCUCCAGUGGCUUUUCCUGUCGGCAGUACGGUCGCCAAGCUCCUGCUGCUUCCGCUUCUCUCACUUCUUUGCCUCCAUCUGGACCCGACUUCGCUGACAUUUUUUAUUCUCAGCGGCCGCCCAUGCAGUUUGUUUUGCCGGCGGUAGGUGGACAACAUGUCGUCCUUCCGCCGUCUAUGACGGAGAAACCCCGGACCAAGUUGUCCGAAGUUGAAUUGAUGAAGGAGCGGUUUGCAAAGCUUCUGCUCGGAGAAGAUAUGUCCGGCGGAGGAUCGAUGGGGAGCACCGGCGUCUCGUCCGAGGAUGAUGAGUUGGAGCAGUUGAGCGAGCGCUCCGACAAUUACAGCUUGAGUGCCGACGUCAGUGAGUCCGAAAGCUCCAGUGGCUUUUCCUCUCGGCAGUACGGUCGCCAAGCUCCUGCUGCUUCCGCUUCUCUCACUUCUUCGCGUCCAACUGGACCCGACUUCGCUGACAUUUGUAAUUCUCAGCAGCCGCCCAUGCAGUUUGUUUUGCCGGCGGUAGGUGGACGACGUGUCGUCCUUCCGCCGUCUAUGACGGAGAAACCCCAGACCAAGUUGUCCGAAGUUGAAUUGAUGAAGGAGCGGUUUGCAAAGCUUCUGCUUGGAGAAGAUAUGUCCGGCGGAGGCAAGGGAGUCUGUACUGCGCUUGCUAUUUCCAAUGCAAUCACAAAUCUUUCUGCCACCGUAUUUGGGGAGUUGUGGAAGUUGGAGCCUCUGGCUCCCCAGAAGAAGGCAAUGUGGUGCCGAGAGAUGGAUUGGCUUUUGUCUGUAAGUGAUUCUAUUGUUGAGCUCAUACCAUCAGUACAAGAUUUCCCUGGUGGUGGGACCUUUGAGGUUAUGGUCACUCGGCCACGCUCUGAUCUGUAUGUAAACCUCCCGGCACUCAAGAAACUGGAUGCAAUGCUGCUUAGCAUUCUUGACGGAUUCCACGAUUCUGAGUUUUACUAUGUUGACCGAGGAAUAAUUGUUCCUGAUUCUGAUGAUGGUGCCUUGUCUCUCUCUUCCGGCAGACCAUCUACUAGGCAAGAAGAGAAAUGGUGGCUUCCAUUCCCUAAGGUCCCCUCAAAUGGUCUGUCGGAAAAUGUCAGAAAGACUUUGCAACAGUGUCGGGAAUGCACAAAUCAGAUCCUUAAGGCUGCAAUGGCCAUCAAUAGUAGUGUGCUAGCUGAAAUGGAAACCCCAGAUGCUUACUUGGAGAGUUUACCCAAGAGUGGGAAAGCUUGUUUAGGCGAAAUCAUUUACCGUUUUAUAGCUGCUGAUCGGUUUUCCCCAGAAUGUCUUCUUGAUUACUUGGACCUCUCAUCAGAAUACACCACUCUAGAAAUAGCAAACAGGAUUGAGGCUGCCGCACACAUUUGGAAGCAGAAGCAUGUGAAACCCCAUCUAACUCGUGUAAAUUCUGCAAAGUCAUCCUGGGGUGGAAAGGUCAAAGGCUUUGUCAGUGACAUAGAAAAGAGUAAGCUUCUCGGAUAUAGGACGGAUACCCUCUUACAGAAUCUGAAGAGACGGUUCCCUGGCCUCCCACAGACUGCUCUGGACAUGAACAAGAUUCAGUACAACAGGGAUGUGGGGCAGUCAAUCCUUGAGAGCUACUCUAGGGUGAUGGAACGCAUAGCCUUCAACAUAAUGGCGAGGAUAGAUGAUCUACUAUACGUAGACGAUGCCACCAAACAGCGGGCAGCUGCAGAGUCUAUGUCCCUGUAUGACCAGGGAAGGAUUGGUGGCACAUUGCCAAAACAGAAGCGGAUAUCACCCAGUCCCUUCUCAAUUCACCGUACCUCUUCAAUUACAUUGCCAGCAUUGGAUCCUGCUGUGAAUCAGAUAGGUAGAAGCCCCGGUGGAAGGACACAUAAUAAACAAACAACGAAGAAUAAUUUCAGCGACGCGGUGGAAGACAAAUUAGAAAAAUUAAUCUUCUGAUGAUGUUGAGAUAAUACGCUGACCAGCUUCCCUGUCCUAUAUAGCUAAUUAAGGUUAGUAUUUGAUAAGCUGUGUUUUUUAACUCUAUGAUCCAAUAAUAUAGCCAGAGAAUCCAAUGUGUUUAACCAUGUUUAACGAACUAAUGCAGUCACGAUGACUGAGAAAUGCCA
Molecule: messenger RNA, 2318 nt
Organism: Malus domestica (apple)
Lineage: Eukaryota; Viridiplantae; Streptophyta; Magnoliopsida; Rosales; Rosaceae
Source: RefSeq, a predicted model, not a curated record